Messenger RNA from Tachysurus vachellii, 5389 nucleotides. RefSeq lists its product as uncharacterized. NCBI's taxonomy places the organism in Eukaryota, Metazoa, Chordata, Actinopteri, Siluriformes, Bagridae. The record is from RefSeq and is a predicted model, not a curated record. The coding region runs from base 619 to 2565 and encodes 648 amino acids. Gene Ontology annotation, cellular component: external side of plasma membrane. The transcript has 20 exons. Gene Ontology annotation, biological process: positive regulation of cytokine production involved in immune response; negative regulation of alpha-beta T cell proliferation; positive regulation of T cell migration. Gene Ontology annotation, molecular function: protein binding.
UCGUUCAACUUUUAUUAACUAGAUUGUAAUAAGAGACUGAAAGAUAUUUAACAUUAAAAAUAAAUAUUUAAUUAAAUUUUGUUUUGUUUUCUCUUUUAAAUGUUUUCACAUUUACUUCACCAAAGCACAGAAAGGAGAAAUGUGUUUUUAAACACACUGAUCAUGGGGCUUCUCCAGUUGAAGAUGACCAUGGAAAACAUUUUUGUGAUCCACAGGAACAAGAGCUCACAAACAUUAGAAGUGCUGUAACGUGAUCGUGGAUAUUAUUUCUUGAAUUAUGCAUGACAUGGUAAAAGACAUUCGGGGCAACUUUUCUUCAGAGCACAUGAAUAUCAUCUUUCUUCAUUAAGUUAAAGACCAGUUUCAGUCAUAGUUAUGCCAUAUUUAUGACCAUCGGUUUUGACCAUUGGAAUGGAACCAAUGUAUGCAGAACUAUUUAUAGAGAUCUGCAGUCAGCACAGAUGUUGCCAUUGUCAAAUCUAUCAAUCGCAGACAUUUGCAUUUAAUCCACAGUCUAUCUUCGUAUACCAGUGAGAGCCAGAUGGUUGUCGUAGCCGGAUGGGCUGACAAAAUGAACAUGAAAAAUACAUUUUCUCAACUCUGUCCAGAACACCAUAAAUGUCCAGUUGUGCAGAUGUUCCUAAUAAAGUGGAUGGUAUCUAUGCUGCCUUCAUAUAUGGAGAGAAAUGUGGACAAAGUGAAUAUCUAUCAGCAGCUGACGAAUGCUGUCCUAUGUGUGCUAUGGGGUCAGUGGUUAUGAAAGACUGCCAUGGUGAUUACAGUACAAGAUGCAAACCUUGUUCUAAAGGAACAUUUAUGAAUGAACCGAAUGGAUUACAAACCUGUUUUCAGUGUAAAAUCUGUGAAAACGGCCUUUUUAUUACACAAGACUGUACAAAUAUGAAAGAUACAAUCUGUGGAGUGUUGGAUGGAUAUUAUUGCAAGCAUUUUACAGAUGACAGAAAUGAUUGUUCUCUUGCAAUAAAACACAGUAAAUGUAAACCAGGGGAACAAAUAAACACUCCAGGCACAAAGGCCUCAGAUACCGUUUGUGAGCCCUGUUCUCCAGGGUUUUAUUCUCCUGAAGGUGUGAACUGCUCUAAAUGGACAGACUGUUCAGUCAGAAAUGAGAUUGAGGAUGAAGAAGGGACUUCCAUUAAAGAUGUUCAGUGCAAACCAAGAAGGAACAGAUAUGGUCUCAUAGCAGCUUUUCUCACUGCAGCUGUAGUUGUUUUACUGUCACUUGCAGUUUUAUGUUUAUGUCAAAGAAAAGCAGUCAGAAGUUUCUUUAUAUUAAAAAUCCCUGUAGAAGAAACAGACCCUCAAUCUUCACAAUGUGCCCCAUCAACCAGUCCACUGAAAGACAAUCAGGAAACAGAAUCACCAGCUGUCCAAGCAGACUGUAACAAGGAACACACGGUGCAGGGGGAGCCUGUGCCUAUCUCAGGCGUCAUCGGGCAUCAAGGCAGGAUACACCCUGGACGGAGUGCCAACCCAUCGCAGGGCACACAGGAAAGCCCUGAGGCACGGGGAGAACAUGCAAACUCCACACACACAAGGCGGAGGCGGGAAUCGAAUCCCCCAACCCUGGAGGUGGUACCCAAGAGCCCUGAAGAAGAAACAGACCCUCAAUCUUCACAAUGUGCCCCAUCAACCAGUCCACUGAAAGACAUUCAGGAAACAGAAUCACCAGCUGUCCAAGCAGACUGUAACAAGGAACACACGGUGCAGGUGAAAAUAUGUCACAAAAAUUGUCUCCAAACAGGUAUCUGUGCUGCCUUCACAUAUGGAGAGAAAUGUGGACAAAGUGAAUAUCUAUCAGCAGCUGACGAAUGCUGUCCUAUGUGUGCUAUGGGGUCAGUGGUUAUGAAAGACUGCCAUGGUGAUUACAGUACAAGAUGCAAACCUUGUGCUAAAGGAACAUUUAUGAAUGAACCGAAUGGAUUACAAACCUGUUUUCUGUGUAAAAUCUGUGAAAACGGCCUUUUUAUUUCACAAGACUGUACAAAUAUGAAAGAUACAGUCUGUGGGGUGUUGGAUGGAUAUUAUUGCAAGCAUUAUACAGAUGACAGAAAUGAUUGUUCUCUUGCAAUAAAACACAGUAAAUGCAAACCGGGGGAACAAAUAAACACUCCAGGUACAAAGGCAUCAGAUACCGUUUGUGAGCCCUGUUCUCCAGGGUUUUACUCUCCUGAAGGUGUGAACUGCUCUAAAUGGACAGACUGUUUGGUCAGAAAUGAGAUUGAGGAUGAAGAAGGCACUUCCAUUAAAGAUGUUCAGUGCAAACCACAAAGGAGCAGAUAUGGUCUCAUAGCAGCUUUUCUCACUGCAGCUGCAGUUAUUUUGCUGUCACUUGUAGUUUUAUGUUUGAGUCAAAGAAAAUCAGUCAGAAAGUCCUGUAAAGGAAACAGACCCUCUAUCUUCACAAUGUACCCCAUCAACCAGUCCAUUGUAAGUGCUGCAUCUAUUGUUUCAUUAAUGCAUAAUGUAGGCUGGUUUAUACUAGUGAUCAUAAAUGAAAGACAUUCAGGAAACAGAAUCACCAGCUGUCCAAGCAGACUGUAACAAGGAACACACGGUGCAGGUGAAAACAUGAGUUACUUCACAAGGAUGUUCUUUUUUACUAAAGCACCAGCUCAAUGAAUGGACAAAUAAGACUUUUUAUUUGGAAAUGGUGUUUGUUUGUUUUAACCUCAGAUUUUUUUUAUUGAUUGUUAUGGUUAUGGUCUAAUGUACUCUGGACUAGGAACAAGAAAAACAAUCAUCAUGUAAUAUUUCAUUUCAUUCAUUAUUUUGACUUGAGAUUUUUUUACAUCUGAUAUUGCUAUUCAGUUAAUUUUGUAAAUGAUUUCAUUCCACUUCACUUUUUGCACUUAUUUUCUAAUAUCUUUUGGAUUUGCUGUGGUGCCUAGUGUGUGAAUGUGUGCAGCGUGCAGCAUACAAAGCAUUUUUUAUACAUUGUAAAAGAAAAAAAGUUUCUGUGUAAUGAUGGGGCCUGAAACCUGACUAAAACUCUGCAAAGAUUUUGUUCUCCUGUAAGAAGGAGCACAGUUGAACAGACACAACCUUUUCUAGUAUUUUAGACAUAAACAGAAGGUGUGAAAUAGGUCCGUAAUUUGAUUGUUUAUUAGGAUCUAAAUUAGGUUUCUUAAUAAAAGUGAGGAGUUAAUAAUAUUAAGAAGAGGCUCACCAGCUGUAUAUAACACUUCUUUCAAUAAUUUAGUUGGAGUGGGAUCUAGUGAACAAGCUGUUGUUUUAUCUGUAGUAAUAAGUUUAUCUAGCUCUUCCUGUCCUGUAUUUGAAAAGCAUUGUAGUUGAGUGUAGAGCUGUAGGUGAGACUGGGUCAGGAGACGCUCUCAUAUGUUGAACAUAUGUUCAACUAUCGUUUGUGUUUAAGGGUACAGUAAGAAGUUGAGACAGAUCAGGCAGGUUAUUUGUGAACCUGUCUUUAGUGGACAGAAUAAUAGUUCUACCCUAUCGAUAACGUGGUAAGACACAGUUAGUCUGUUCUAUAGGUAGUGUGUACAGUAUGAGGUAAUGGUCUGUGAUGUCAUCAAAAUAAGGUGCAGGUGAAAACAUGAGUUACUUCACAAGGAUGUUGUUUUUUACUAAAGCACCAGCUCGAUGAAUGGACAAAUAAGACUUUUUAUUCGGAAACCCAAAAAAAAGAGUGCAGUGUGUUUUGUUUUUAAAAAAAAAUAAAAUUAUUAUUAUUAUUAUUAUCUUUUUUUUUUUUAAUUAGUGUGCUCUUUACAGGACUCUACUCAUUUUGGGAGAGCAGAAAUGCUUUUUUUAUUAUAAAUUAUUGAAUGGAAGUGUCCAACAUUCUACACUCCUCAAACUAUGUAAAAUACAAAAUGGUGUAGAAGAAUACAUAAGUAUGUGAUAUGGAAGCCAACUUUUAGCUUUUGUGAGGAACUCUUAAAUUAGUUGUAAAUGCAAGUUUAGUUGUAAAUGCAAAAAAUUAUUUAAAAAAUCUUAUAACUAACAAUGCAACUGAUUCUUAUUUUAGGUUCUGAAACAUUAAUCUCAUGUUUUACACCUUUAACUGUAACCUACCACUUUUCUAAACAGUAAUAUGUGUCUAUAAAAUGCCCUACAAAUGUGAUUGCAUUAACAAUCGUGUUACCAUGAACUCUGGACUCAAAUGCCCUUUUCUACUAGUUAAGUCAAGAAGAUUUUAUUGUCAUUUCAACCAUAAAUAGCUGUUACAGUACACAGUGAAACAAGACAACGUUUCUCCAGGACCAUGGUGCUACAUUUAAAAAAAAAAAAAAAAAAGACAGAGCUAAUGACUUAGUAAAAAGUCCUAUCCACCACAACUGUGCAACCUGGUGCAAACAGUGCAAGACAUGACAGAUGGGACAGUGCAGGACAAAAUACUAAUUCUAUAUUUUGGAUCUUUCAGCAUUGAUAUUUUUAAAACUUUUAUAGAUUUUUUGUAAAAAAAAAAAAAAAUAUUGUUAAUAUUUUGAAAAUUUUCAUGUUAUUUCAUUAGUGUAAUAUUUUAAUGUUUGUUCUUUACAUCAACCCACGAUCCUGAUUUGUAUAAAGGUGUCUUUUUUUUUUCUUUUUUUUUAUAGGAUCUCAAUAGGAUUCAGGUCAGGACAACUCUGUACAUCACUGUAAUAAAGAAAAUUAAACAGUGGGGCUGUAAUAAAUAAACAAUAAAUAAAAAAGUGUUUUUUUUUUCAUUUCUGCCCUCUUUGAGUUGAAAUGCAUAGAUCUGUAUUGUUUACAAUUUUUAAUAGAUUUAUUGUUGCUGUAUGAAAUGUUGUCUUUUUCAACAUUGUGUUGGAAUUGAUUUGAUAGCUCCUCCUGAUUGUUAUUGUAUAAAUAUGUUUUCUAAGAUACUUUGGAUUACAUCGAUACAACAAUCAUCAUGUAAUACUUCAUUUUAUUCAUUAUUUUUGACUUCUGAAUUUGAACUUAAUCUAAAAUUAGUGUUCAAUUCAUUUCACGAAUGAUUUCCUUCCACUUCACUUUUGCACUUCUUUUCUAAGAAGUCUUUUCUUUCACUUCUUUUCUAAUAUUUAUUGCAUAUACUGUGGCGCCGAGUGUGAAUUUCAGAAGGGUAGUAUCACAUUGAAUGAAACUUCCGAAUAACAUGUUAAAUAAAUAUCUAGUUGAAAUUGUAACUAUACGAAAUUAUGGAGAGGUAGAUGAUUUGAUUUUCUGUGCUGUUUAAAGUGUCUGUACCUAAAUCCAGCCUGAAACCUGGCACUCAGGUUUUAACUUUUUUAUAGCCAGGACAUCACUAGUGUGACAUGUUUGAGUCAGGAGUUUACUAAUACUUUUUGUUAGUUUAUUUGACCUAGACAGAUAUUUAAAUAAAUAAUAAGGAAGACAUUUUCAGUAUUAUGUACAUUAGGGAUGUCCAGUCACAUAC